Molecule: messenger RNA, 285 nt
Organism: Protopolystoma xenopodis
Lineage: Eukaryota; Metazoa; Platyhelminthes; Monogenea; Polystomatidea; Polystomatidae
Source: the annotation of a GenBank genome assembly
AUGGCCGUGAUGAAUGGCCUCCAGGUGCAGUGCGUGCACCGACUGCGCGUCAGCUGGGCUGGUUUGCAGGCGCGACGAGAGCGCACAUGCCUCAAACGCCUAGCCGAUAUGUUGAGUCCGGAAGAUAACUACGGCCGUCUACGCGUCAUUAUUAGUGACAACCGGCUCCCCUGCAUUCCUUAUCUGGGUGCGCUUGUUCUGCAAACUUUUAAUAUUCUUGUCGUGGUUGUGAUCGUGUUAUUAUUUUCAAAAUAUUGUUCUAUUUUUAUCGCUAUCAUAAUCUAG